This is a messenger RNA of Myxozyma melibiosi, 1545 nucleotides long. RefSeq names its product P-loop containing nucleoside triphosphate hydrolase protein. The transcript is spliced from 3 exons. Lineage: Eukaryota; Fungi; Ascomycota; Lipomycetes; Lipomycetales; Lipomycetaceae. Gene Ontology annotation, molecular function: RNA binding; ATP binding; RNA helicase activity. Gene Ontology annotation, cellular component: cytoplasmic stress granule; nucleus. The record is from RefSeq and is a predicted model, not a curated record. Bases 1 to 1545 code for a protein of 514 amino acids. Gene Ontology annotation, biological process: poly(A)+ mRNA export from nucleus.
AUGGCCUGGGACACGCCUGAGAAGAAAGAAGAGGAGGUUGAGAAGAAGACCGAAGAGCCCGCAGCCAAGGCAUCGCUGAGCUGGGCAGAGGAAGAUGACGACGACGAGAUCCCUCCUCUUGCGGAUCCAGCAUCAGACCCCCCGGUUGCCGCAGCAGAGCGUGAUGUGACGCCUCCACCGGAGGAGGAGAAGAAAGAUGCGGUGGGGGAGAAUGGAGAGCCUGUGAUGACGAACGAUGAGGUGCUGAAGGCGGUUGAGCAGGAUGAGCAUUUCGUGAGCUUGGUCGAGAACGAGAACGAGAUUUUGGUUAAGCUUGCGGAUUUACAGGCUGAUCCGAACUCGACCCUUUACUCGAUUAAGAAGUUUGAGGAUUUGGGAUUGUCUGAGGAGUUGUUGAAGGGUUUAUAUGGAAUGAAGUUUCAGAAGCCAUCAAAGAUCCAAGAGCGUGCUUUGCCGCUGCUACUGAAUAAUCCGCCACGAAACAUGAUUGGACAGUCGCAGUCAGGAACAGGAAAGACGGCAGCGUUCACGUUGAAUAUGUUGUCGCGGGUUGACCCUUCGCAGCAGACGGUACAGGCACUCUGCCUGGCGCCUUCGCGAGAGCUUGCGCGACAGAUUAUGGACAAUGUUCGAGAGAUGGGAAAGUACACAAAGGUGACGACGGAGUACGCGAUUCCGGGAGUGCGAAUUGAGCGUGGACGACAGCUGACACAGAACAUCAUUGUUGGUACCCCGGGCACAGUGCUUGGUCUUGUUUCGCACCGACAGCUGCCGCUGAACAAUGUGAAGGUGUUUGUGCUGGAUGAGGCGGAUAACAUGAUUGAGGGCCAGGGCCACGGAGAUCAGUGCAUUCGGAUUCGCAACGCGCUGCCCAAGACUACACAGCUUGUGCUGUUUUCAGCGACGUUCCCGGACGAGGUGUCUGAGUAUGCCAAGAAGAUCAUUCCGAACGCGAACGAGAUCCGGCUGAAGCCUACGGAGCUGAAUGUGAAGGCGAUCAAGCAGCUGUACAUGGACUGCGAUAACGAGGAGCACAAGUACGAGGUGCUUGUCGAGCUCUACCAUCUGUUGACGGUCGGGUCGUCGAUCAUUUUCACGGCGAAGAAGGUGACGGCGGACGAGAUUAAUCGACGGAUGACGCAGGACGGCCACAAGGUCAGCGUGCUGCACGGCAACUUUGAGGGCUUUGAGCGCGACCAGAUUCUGGACGAUUUCCGGCAGGGACGGAGCAAGGUGCUGAUUACGACGAACGUGCUGUCGCGCGGAAUCGAUGUGCCGUCGGUGUCGAUGGUGAUUAACUACGAUCUGCCGACGCUGGUCACCGGCGAGGCGGACUACGCGACGUACUUGCACCGGAUCGGUCGCACGGGCCGGUUCGGUCGCGUGGGCGUGUCGAUAUCGUUUGUGAGCGACGACCGGUCGGCGGCGCAGCUGGCGGAUAUCCAGGAUCACUUUGGGGUGCAGAUGAUUCCGCUGCCGACGGACGACUGGGACAUGGUUGAGAAGGUGCUGAAGAAGGCGUUGAAGGGCGUGAGUCUGAGCUGA